UUAAACAACAACUCCCGUUUAUAUAAAACCCCAAUAAACCAAAACAGAACUGUUCAAGAGAGAGAGAGAGCAAUGGGGUUUGGGUUCAAGAUCGGAUCAACAUUCCGAUUAGCCACCGUAUUCACGUGGUGCCUUCUCAUAGCAUCAUCAUGCUUUCUAUCCACCACAUCAGCAGCCCGGUUCGAGAUAAGAAACGAGAUCGCCAGACACCCAGGACGAAACCGUAGCCUCGCUAUUAACUGUUGGUCGUCGAAUGACAACUUAGGCAUGCAUGCUCUCAGACCGGGCCAAUCCAAAAGCUGGUCGUUCAAGCCAGUAUUUCUCAAGAUACCGUAUCUCUACACAUACUUUGAGUGCAAAUUCUUCACCGCUUUUGGCUCGCCGUAUGGUCAGACCGCUACGGUUUUUGCCGGGGAGAGAUCAUUCAGGUGGAAAUGUGAUAAUCCGGAGGAGGAAGAGUGCAUUUGGGUGGUGAAGAGAGAUGGGCUAUAUCUAAGGAAGAUCACAAGAGACCAUAAAGGCCAAAAGCUCUAUGGAGACGAAUUGAGUAUGACUUGGAUCGGCGGUACUAACUACCACCCGGUACCAGAGAGCCCAUAGUUUUA
Molecule: messenger RNA, 605 nt
Organism: Camelina sativa (false flax)
Lineage: Eukaryota; Viridiplantae; Streptophyta; Magnoliopsida; Brassicales; Brassicaceae
Product: S-protein homolog 13-like
Source: RefSeq, a predicted model, not a curated record